CUUCUGUUUGAAUCUGAAGGCAGAGUUCGUGUGGAGAUGCAUGAAGACCACUGUGUCUUCAUCAUUGAAGGAGCAGAAAAGGAGGAUGAGGGAGUAUACAGAGUUAUAGUUAAGAAUCCAGUGGGAGAAGAUAAGGCUGAUAUCACAGUCAAAGUUAUUGAUGUUCCUGACCCUCCAGAAGCUCCCAAGAUCAGCAACAUCGGAGAAGAUUACUGUACUGUGCAGUGGGAACCCCCUAAAUAUGAUGGUGGGCAACCUGUACUUGGCUAUAUUUUAGAGAGAAAGAAGAAGAAGAGUUAUCGAUGGAUGAGACUGAACUUUGACCUUUUAAAAGAGCUAACCUAUGAAGCCAAGCGAAUGAUUGAAGGAGUAGUUUAUGAGAUGCGGAUUUACGCUGUCAACUCUAUUGGCAUGUCCCGACCAAGCCCUGCCUCACAACCCUUCAUGCCAAUUGCUCCUCCAAGCGAACCAACCCACUUUACAGUGGAAGAUGUUUCUGACACCACUGUUACCUUGAAGUGGAGACCCCCUGAGCGCAUUGGAGCUGGUGGAUUAGAUGGUUAUAUUGUGGAAUACUGCAAAGAUGGAUCUACGGAAUGGAUUCCAGCUCUUCCUGGCCUAACUGAGCGCACAUCUGCACUGAUUAAAGACCUGGUCACAGGAGACAAACUUUAUUUCCGUAUAAAGGCCAUAAACUUGGCUGGUGAGAGUGGAGCAGCAAUAAUCAAAGAGCCUGUUACUGUUCAAGAGAUCCUGCAGCGUCCCAAAAUCUGGUUGCCACGCCAUCUCAGACAGACUCUGGUGAAGAAAGUGGGUGAGACAAUCAAUAUUGUGAUCCCUUUUCAGGGUAAACCAAGACCUAAAAUCACGUGGAUGAAAGAUGGUCAAACUCUAGACUCCAAAGAUGUGGGAAUUCGGAACAGCAACACAGACACAAUCCUUUUCAUCAGAAAGGCAGAGCUUCAUCACUCAGGAGUAUACGAAGUCACUCUUCAGAUAGAAAACAUGACUGAUAAAGUCACAAUAACAAUUCAAAUUGUAGACAAGCCCGGUCCUCCUCAGAAUGUAAAGCUUGUGGACGUUUGGGGAUUUAAUGCAGCCCUGGAGUGGACUCCUCCACAAGAUGAUGGCAACGCACAGAUCUUGGGCUACACAGUGCAGAAAGCUGACAAAAAGACAAUGGAAUGGUAUACUGUUUUUGAUCACUAUCGUCGCACAAACUGUGUAGUGUCAGACCUGAUUAUGGGAAAUGAAUAUUUUUUUCGAAUCUUCAGUGAAAAUUUGUGUGGAUUGAGUGAAACUGCUGCAGCCACCAAAAAUCCUGCCUAUAUCCAAAAAACAGGCACCACUUACAAGCCACCUAGUUACAAAGAACACGACUUCUCCGAACCUCCUAAAUUCACUCACCCUUUAGUAGACCGUUCUGUGAUUGCAGGAUACAACACCACCCUCAGCUGUGCUGUCAGAGGAAUCCCCAAGCCAAAGAUAUUCUGGUACAAAAACAAAAUGGAUCUCUCUGGGGAUGCCAAAUACCGCAUGUUCAGUAAGCAGGGUGUGUUGACCCUGGAGAUCCGGAAACCCACUCCAUUUGACGGUGGCUGUUAUACCUGUAAAGCUGUUAACGAGUGUGGUGAAGCUGAAAUAGAGUGCAGACUGGACGUCAGAGCACCUCAGUAAAACUCUGAAUCUCAAUUC
Messenger RNA from Pterocles gutturalis (yellow-throated sandgrouse), 1695 nucleotides. RefSeq names its product myosin-binding protein C, cardiac-type. Lineage: Eukaryota; Metazoa; Chordata; Aves; Pterocliformes; Pteroclidae. Gene Ontology annotation, molecular function: protein binding. The annotation marks the transcript as partial. The transcript has 12 exons. The record is from RefSeq and is a predicted model, not a curated record.